Molecule: messenger RNA, 498 nt
Organism: Funneliformis mosseae
Lineage: Eukaryota; Fungi; Glomeromycota; Glomeromycetes; Glomerales; Glomeraceae
Source: the annotation of a GenBank genome assembly
AUGAAAGCAACUUGGGUUAAAACGGAUUCUUUUGUUAUAAAUUUACUAUUUGUUUACAGGGAUCAGAUUUUACGUUGUUUUGGUAUUAGUCAAGAACCUAAUUCUGAAGAAUAUCUCCUUAUAAUGCAAUAUGCCAAUGGCGGUGAUUUUCAAAAUUAUCUCGAAAAGAAUUUUAAAAAUUUAACUUGGUAUAAUAAGAAAAAAUUAGCACGUCAAAUCUCUGAUCGAUUAAAUUAUUUGCAUAAUGAAAAUAUUCUGCAUAGGGAUCUUCAUUCUAAGAACGUAGUUAUUCAUGAUGAUAAUGCCAAAAAUGCCAAAAUAACAGAUUUUGAUUUAAGUUAUCAAUAUACAAAAUUUUCAGAUAUUUAUAGUUAUGGAGUUUUAAUGUGGGAAACUUCUAGCGAAGCUAUUGAAGGGACGCCUAAAUUUAUGAAGAGAUUUAGAAGAAGUGUUGGGAUUCAACGCCCGAGAAAAGACCAAGUAUUAGAAAAGUAUUAG